UACGCAUGCGUGCUUUUUAUUCAUCAUUUGCACGUGCUUUCAGCUGCCGAAAUGCACCAGUUUACUCUCAGUGUUCGACCAAACCUGCCGUUGAGAAAACCGUCGACAAGCCCCAUGGCUCUCUCCACCAUAGCGCCUCCUCCGAGGUUCACCAUCCCCGAGGCGACCCUCGCUCGUCAGGCUUCAGGAGCCACAGAAGACGGGCGGCUAUCUGUGCCAGUUAUCAUGGAUAAAUCUGGAUUGUUAGGAUCCAAGCCACCAGCUUUGACUGUAUACUUCUGCAACUACUGUGGACAACAAGGAAAUUUUAGGUGCAAGCGCUGCAAGAAGACACCUUACUGCUCUGUGGGGUGUCAGACUGAAGACUGGAAGGCACACAGACACAUGUGCAAGGCUGUUGAUCCAGAACCUGCAAAUGAGAAACCAAAAGAGAUCACAGCUUCACCCGUGGCAGCAGACAGAGCCAUCCCACUCAAGACUGAGUUGAAGCAUGGUGAUGCCCCCAGCAUCAAGAGAGUCUAUUUGAGAGACUUGCACAUGACUAAAAUCAUAAAAGGAACAGAUAUUCAGGCAUCUGUAGUAGAGUUCUACAGCCCUGGCAGGUUUUUCCUCCUCCCCCAAAGCCCUGAGUUGCUUGAAGCUUUGCAAAAGAUCAGCACAGAGCUGCAGAAAACGUACAGCUGCCCCUCAGUCACAACAUAUGCACCCUGUGUUGGAGAGGUUUGCGCGGUGCAGUUCUCCACUGAUAUGAAAUGGUACCGAGGCUUAGUCCAGAGUUUUGCUGCUGACCAGAAGACGGCUAAUAUCCUUUACAUCGACUUUGGGAAUGAAGAAGACGUUCCUGUGGAGAGGAUCAAGCCGCUAGCUGACAACAUCCAGCCAUGUUGGCCAUGUGCGAUGGAGUGCUGUGUUGCUGGUGUGGUGUCAGCAGGUGGCAAAUGGUCAAGGGAGUGCUGUAUGGCAGUGACACAGAUGUUGGUGGGAAAGAUAGUGAAAGUAAAGCUGGUGGAAACACUGGAGAAUGGUCGCAUCCACACAGUGGAUAUCAUGCUUUCCAUGGGAAUGCAGUUGAGCACAUUUCUCAUCGAGCAUGGUUUUGCAACAGAGGAAACGCAGACCAAACCAACAGAGCAAGACAUAUGUGCCAUGUUGAAUGCAUCCUUUGAAAACUUCAAAAAAUGCUCUGAUGGGAAGGAUGACAACACCUGGGCUAAGCCACCUGAGCCAAUGACCCAGGCAGUGGGAGAUGCCUUCUUCGUUGUGGUCACUCAUAUUGAUUCACCCAGUGAAAUUAUUGUGCAGAAAGUUGAAAAUGCUGGAGUGAUUCAGCAGUUACAAAUAGAGCUGAGGGAACACUGCGCUAUUGUCCCUGCGCCUCAAAACUUCAGACCAGCCCCCAGCACAGUCUGCUGUGCCCAGUUUUCAGAAGACAAGCAGUGGUACAGAGCCCAAGUUUUGGCGUAUUCAUCAGAAGAGCGUGUCUGUAUUGGUUACCUUGAUUUUGGCAACUCUGAGGAAGUGGAUUUAGCUUACCUAAGACCGAUCAGCUCUUCACUGCUUGCCCUGCCCAUGCAGGCUAUGCCCUGUGGCCUAGCAGGAGUACAGCCUGUUGGGGAAAGCUGGUCAAAGGACUGCAUCUUGGCAUUGCAGAGAAGAGUAUCAAACAGAAUUCUGCGUGUUGAGAUCCAAGGAGCGCAUCAGGGCAAAGCUUUAGUGUCCAUGAUUGAUGAGGCCAGUGAUCCUCAGGGUAAUGUGGCCGAGCUGCUGAUCUCUGCUGGUUUUGCUGCAUCUGCUCCUAUUAUCAGCUGCAGUGACCAGCAGGAUGCAGGGAGUGCAAGUGCUACUGAAGAACCCCAGGUGCCUCCUCCAGCCUGUGAGCCUCUGAAAUGGUCUUGGACAGAACUCCCCAGUGAUGGCAGAGCGAUGGUGUUGCUAGCUAGUGUGGUGGAGAACCCUGGAAAGUUUUAUUGUCACAUCAACAAUCCUACAGACCAUCAGCAGCUGAUAGAGCUCAGUGCUGAGUUGAAGCAGCAUUGUGAAGCAGGGACUGGCCCUUUUGAGGCCAAAGUAGGAGAGCCGUGCUGCGCCAUGUUCCCUGGUGAUGGAGCAUGGUAUCGGGCGAUGGUAAACGGGCUGUCUGAAGACAAGGUGUCUGUAAACUUCGUGGACUAUGGUUACAGCAUGAAACUGGAAAAGAAACAUCUUCGAUCCAUUACACCCAAACUCCUGGCUUUGCCAUUUCAGGCUGUUCACUGCUGGCUUUCAGGUGUAGAGCCCCUGGGAUCAGAGUGGAGCAGUGAAGCCCUUCUCUGGUUCCAGACUCGGGUCGACGGUGAGCAUCUCACUGCACGCGUCCUCUCUGUCACUGAUCAUGGCUACGGUGUGGAGCUGGAGAGCAGAGGGCAAAAUGUGGGGGCAGCUCUCAUUUCUGAACAACUUGCCAAAGCUCCUGGAGAGCCUCCCACUGAGACACAUCCAACCACGGGCCCUGUGGCCACACAGCAAGAGAAAAUAGACAACAGCAAGAAUGGAGCAACACAAGCACCAGCCUCCAACCAGACAGGAGCCAAAGAGCAAACAUCUGAAGUGCAGACCGCAGAACUGCCAGAAGCUCCAUCGUUUCCAGUGGACUGGAAGACAGUGGAGCUACCUCUCAAUGAGACCUUUCAGCCCUACAUUGCAGCCGUCAUUAACCCAGCUCUCUACUACGUGCUUGUUCCCAAGCAAGUGGACCAGAAGAAGCUUCAGGAGGUGAUGAUGGAGCUGGCAGUCUACUGCAGCAACAACCAAGCCUCUUUAUCCUCCGCUGUCCUGAGCGUACCGGCUCCUGGGGCGGCCUGCUGUGCUCAGUUCUCUGCUGACAAUAACUGGUACCGUGCAGUGGUCCUGGAGGUCGGUGAAAAUGAGAUGAGCAUCAUCUACGCAGAUUACGGUAACACUGAGAAGGUGCCAUUCUCCCGUAUCUUGCCCAUCUCUGCUCACCUGCUGCAGCUCCCCUUUCAGAUCACUCGCUGCACCCUCUCUGGUAAGGAGCACUUUCCUGCAGUGUGGACGCAGGAUGUGCGGGAGAUGUUUCGAAACCUGCUGCAGACUGAAGUUCUCGCCACCAUUCAGUCCUUUGAUGGGUCUGCUAAUGUGCUCUCGCUCACUCUGCCCACUGAGAGUGGCGGGGGAAACAUCGCUGCCAUAAUCUUGGGUGCUCUAGAGGAGCAGGCAAAAAUGAAUCCUACCCCCUGCAUCACCACAAAGCCUGACCAAACUGACAGCAGCUUAUCUGUGACUACCAGCACCUCAGCUGAACCAAACUGCCCUGAAUCCAAGUCUGUGUCGGAAAUCGAAGACACAACCAAGACACCAGAGCCAGCACCGAGGGUUACAGUUCAGGAGACUAACGGUCCCACCGUGUCUGUCUGCGAUCCUGUUAAGAAGAUUAUUGGACAAAUGGAGCCUCCCUGUGGAUUUGAAUCAAAAGAUCCUGCGACAUCAACCUGCUGCUGUUUGAGCCUGAAGUCUAAGAUUGACCACAUGGAAGAGAUCAUGCAGUUGCAGCUUUCUCUCAUCAAACAGUUAGUGGGACAGACAAAAUAAGAGGGUUCAUGACUUCCUUUCAGCAUAUUGUUGAGUGUACUGUUUUCCAGGAUUAUGUUUCUUUAAAAAAAGUUAACUCUUAAGGAUGUCUAAACAAGCAGCCACCCAACUGGUAUUUUUAUUUUGGUUAUCGUAUCCCAGCAGCUGCCAUUUAGCAUUAAAUUUUAUGACUGAUUUUCAGCUCAGUUCCUGGCUUUUGUGUUUUUAACCUUUGCUUUCUUUCACAUUUAAGGUUGUCAGUAUCACGUCGAAUGCACUUAGAAUGAUUGUUAAAAACAGCAGGAAAAGGGGCAGAAAAAAAGUUUAAACUUUA
Molecule: messenger RNA, 3901 nt
Organism: Cheilinus undulatus (humphead wrasse)
Lineage: Eukaryota; Metazoa; Chordata; Actinopteri; Labriformes; Labridae
Gene: tdrd1
Product: tudor domain containing 1
Exons: 26
Coding region: 52-3588 (1178 amino acids)
Source: RefSeq, a predicted model, not a curated record